Sugiyamaella lignohabitans is the source of this 2064-nucleotide messenger RNA. Its product is annotated as S-antigen, putative. Bases 1 to 2064 code for a protein of 687 amino acids. NCBI's taxonomy places the organism in Eukaryota, Fungi, Ascomycota, Dipodascomycetes, Dipodascales, Trichomonascaceae. The record is from RefSeq and is a predicted model, not a curated record. The transcript has 2 exons.
AUGGCGGAAGCUGAAGCUGACGAGGCAAUGGGCGAGAUAGUUGAGGAUAUUACCGAAGGCGGUACAGAAGAGCUAGCCGAAGAGACAGCCAACGCAACAGUGGAAGAAGCAGCCGAAGAAGAAACUGAGGUCGCGACGGAAGAAGCUUCGGAAGAAGUACCUGAAGAGACAGAAGAGGCGAUCGAUGAAGAUGCAACUGAAGAGGAAGCUGAAGAGGCUGCCGAAGAUACAAGUGAAGAGGCACCUGGGGAGACUGAUGAUGGAGCUGCUGAAGACGCAGUGGAGGAUACAGACGAAGAAGAAACAGACGAGGCGGCUGAAGACACAGCUGAAGAUACAGUUGAAGAAGCAAAUGAUGAGGCGACUGAUGAUGCAGCUGAAGGAGCAACUGAGGAUGCAACGGACGAGGCGACUGAGGACGCAGUUGAAGAAGCAACUGGGAAUGCAACGGAAGAAGCAGACUCAGUUGAAGAAGGAGCCGAGGGCGCCCCGGAAGAACCAGCCGACAAGACGACUGAGGACACAGCUGAAGAAGCAGCUGAGGAAGCAGCUGAAGAAGCGAUUGAGGAAACAGCUGAGGAAGCAGCUGAGGAAUCAACAGAAGAAGCAACUGAAGAGGCGACUGAAGAUACAUCUGAGGACACAGCCGAAGAAGCAGCUGAAGAUGCAAAGGAAGAAGAGGCGGAGGAUACGGAGGAAGUAGCUGACGAGGCGACUGAGGACACAGCUGAUGAAGCAGCUGAGGACACAGCAGAGGAUUCAACAGAAGAAGCGACUGAGGACACAGCUGAAGAAGCAGUAGAGGAAGCAUCAGAGGAAGCAGCAGAGGAAGCAGCAGAGGAAGCAGCAGAGGAAGCAGCAGAGGAAGCAGCAGAGGAAGCAGCAGAGGAAGCAGCUGAAGAGGCAGCUGAUGAAACAGAUGAUGAGGCGAUUGAGGACACAGCAGAGGCUUCAACAGAAGAAGCAGCUGAAGAGGCGACUGACGUCACAGCUGAAGAAGCAGCAGAGGAAGCAGCAGAGGAAACAGCAGAGGAAGCAGCUGAUGAUUCAACAGAAGAAGCAGCUGAAGAGGCGACCGAGGACACAUCUGAAGCAGCAGAGGAAGCAGCAGAGGAAGCAGCUGAAGAUGCAGCUGAUGAAACAGAUGAUGAGGCGAUUGAGGAUACAGCAGAGGCUUCAGCAGAAGAAGCAGCUGAAGAGGCGACUGACGACACAGCUGAAGAAGCAGCUGAGGAAACAGCAGAGGAAGCAGCUGAAGAGGCGACCGAGGACACAUCUGAAGAAGCAGCAGAGGACACAGCAGAGGAAGCAGCUGAUGAUGCAACAGAAGAAGCAGCUGACGAAGCGACUGAGGAAACAGCUGACGAAGCGACUGAGGCCACAUCUGAAGAAGCAGCUGAAGAAGCAGCUGAAGAAGCAGCUGAAGAAGCAGCUGAGGAAGCAGCUGAUGAGGCGAUUGAGGAUACAGCAGAGGAUUCAACAGAAGAAGCGGCUGAAGAGGCGACUGAGGACACAGCUGAAGAAGUAGCUGAGGAUUCAACGGAAGAAGCUGAUGACGAGGCGACUGAUGAUACAACGAGAGAAGAAGCUGACGAGGCAACUGAGGACAUAGCUGAAGAAGCAGCUGAGGACGCAGCUGAGAACGCAGCUGAGGAUUCAACGGAAGAAGCAGCCGACGAGGUGACUGAGGACACAUCUGAGGACACAGCCGAAGAUUCAACGGAAGAAGCCAGUGAGGACACAUCUGAAGAAGCAGUAGAGGAUGCAACGGAAGAAGCAAAUGAAGAGGCGACUGAAGACACAUCUGAGGACACAGUCGAAGAAGCAGCUGAAGAUGCAACGGAAGAAGAAGCUGAGGAUACAACGGAAGAAGCAUCUGACGAAAUAUAUGAAGAAGCAGCUGAAGAACCAACUGAUGAGGUAGCUGCUGAUGAAGCAACUGAGGACACAGUUGAGGAAGCACUUGAGCUACAUGUCAGUCCACUGACAACGGUGUUACAUUCCACGGAAGGACUUGCAACAGUCGAGAUCAUGCCUGCAAGAAUACCUAUCGUCGUAUUGUAA